Pyricularia grisea is the source of this 4962-nucleotide messenger RNA. RefSeq lists its product as uncharacterized. The record is from RefSeq and is a predicted model, not a curated record. The transcript has 6 exons. NCBI's taxonomy places the organism in Eukaryota, Fungi, Ascomycota, Sordariomycetes, Magnaporthales, Pyriculariaceae. Bases 798 to 4541 code for a protein of 1247 amino acids.
CUGAUGCAUAGCCCCCGCCUUUCAGAGUUUCCCCUCCAUGGUCGCCCAUUUUAAUGGUUUCUGUUCUCAUCCAUCCUCCGGAAUCCGUCACUUUCAUCGCUUCAAAUUUUGCUGCUCGAGUAAGGAUAUCACCUCGUAUCUAUCCAUGUGCAUAAGUUUCAUCAGGCCUCAGUCCGAACGAGCUCUACAAUGUCUACGACUGGAGAUGCAUCUCACGAAAAUGGCAACAACUCUAGCCAACACGCUGAUUCUGAACGGAACGACAACUCCUCUCUGCUCUUCCCAACCCCGCCUCUGGACACUGUGAACACACCUAACCCCGAACGAGCCUCAGGCUUUACUGAUGCCAGUCUUUGGUCCGCAGAUCACCUCACAUCGUCGGAGAAUCCCCCUUUGACACAACCUACGGCUGCUAGGAACAAGCAUGUCCAGCUUGGCCGUGAUGGUGAGAUUCAAGAAAACCCCUUACCUGGACUUGCCUGUCCGUUUUACAAGUACGAUCCGAUAAAGUUCGGCUCAAGAUACAGUUGCUCAAAUGGGAGCUGGCCGGCUGUGCAUCGAGUGAAGGAACACAUAUACAGAGUGCACUGCUCUGAACAGUGCAUGCGAUGCUUGGAGCCGUUUCGAACUGAAGAGGAGUUGAUGAAGCACUACAACCCUAAAGAGAUGUGCAUCGAACGACUCCACGGGAAUGUAAUGAUUUCAUAAAUCCCCAUACCAAUAGGGAAUUGAAGAAGAGACACUAUCCAGCACCAGGUCAAAAUAUUUCUGAAUUCCGAUUGGAAUCAUGGUUCCGAAUGUGGGACAUUAUAUUUCCAGGCCAGGCGAGGCCGGCCACCGCGACAUUGGAUGAUCUACCUCCGCUGGAGACUACAAGAGCCUCACGACCGCUCGGACGCAAGCCUGUGACAGAGGACAGGCUACCAAAAGACCCUUCUAGAGUUCGCGCAGACUCACCACACGCCAUCAUCGAAGGAAGCUCUACCGGCCGCACGAAGUCGAGUCCCGCGCGAGAGAUUGAUCCCUCCUGGUUCGGAAUUCCAUAUUCCAUGUUGGCUCCACCUACAGCUCCCACUACAUUUGGCGCAGAUUCGGGCUAUGCCUCACUCGGAGGGAAACUUACUCUCCACGAGAAGAUGAGCCUCAUGAGAGAGACCGAUAUAGGGUUUGAGGCAGCCCAAGAUAUUGCGUUGGCAGACGAACUGGAAGAUGAUAUACAGACUCAGUUCUCCCAAACGUCAAGCUUCUGGCGACAUCCGGGGAUGGAAAGCUACAUAUCCACCUUCGCCAAGGAAUUGACUGACCUGUUUACUUCUCCUUAUAUCUUGGAAGGUCACGGUCAAGUUUUACAAGCUCUUCCAGAGGUAUUGAAGUCGUUUGCUGUGAGAAUUGGACAUGAGAGAGGUGACCGCAUCGGCAAGGAGGUUAUGAUGACCAUUUAUAAGUUCAGACACGAUAUUGUUGCGGAACUUCGACAAAACCUUGGGCAAAUGAAUCGAGAAGAGUUUGAAUGCAGAGAUGCCGAUGUCCUGUCAAAUUCGGCCUCCGAGUCUGAGGACGAAAUCAUUCGCACCCCCAAAGCCCCGGGGAUGACUCUAAAAGAAAAGAUGUAUCUGUUCGAUAAGGAAAAUAAUCACGCGAAGGGGACCGAAGAUGAUUGGGCUGAGUCGAACGAAAUCCCAAUUCAUUACGACAUGCUUAUCAACUCUACAGCUUACCAAUGGUUACAAACAUCCGUGCAGUUAUUAGAGAAACUCGAAAUUCCUGGACCCGCAGCAGAUAACGGCCGGAUCGGUGACCAGAUUUUCCAAACCAUACGCCGUGCGACUAAAAUCAGCCGCCACCGUGUGCAGGAGUGUGAAAUAAAUAUACUCAUGCAUUGGGAUCCAAUAGGAUUCUGUGAAGAACAAUUGUACGACAAGAACAUCAAAGAUGCAAUUGCAAAUGCUGUUACCCUUACGGGGUACGGCGAUUGCGUUCAAGCAAUGACGACUGCGGAAUACCUUCAACAAACCUGGCCGCAGACUGGACUAGGAGUUUUGGCUGUCCUCCAAAAUGCGGUUUCUGAUUUCCUCACUACGUUCCAUCCACCCAAAGCGUAUUUGUCAUACCAAGGAGGCUGGGCGACAGCAACAUUGUCGGGUGGAACAAACUUGUCGCUCCGUAUUGGAAGUUCUCGGUGCACUGAGGCCUGUAUAAGAGGCAACGCAUUCGCAGUAGCCGAGCUGGCGGAACAGUUGACAUGGAUAGGAGCUGCGCUUCAAUCGUCCUCUCAUGAUUAUCUGCCAGCACACAGCUAUGCUAAGCUUGUCCGCAUGCCAUCGUUUGAUGAAGGGGAAACAGAUAAUGAUAGCAUCCGGCGGUCUUUCGAUCUUUCCUACGAGACCGUGGCCAUCCAAGAUAUUGAGGAUAGCAAGCCUGACGCCAUCUCAUCUCACGGCAGCUGUUGGCGAGGAAUGUUCAGGAACCCUGUAAUCGCCACAGGCUUUCCUAUCCCCCGUCGGCCACCCGGCAUCACCAAAAACAGUGGGAUGGAAAUGUCUUUGGGGCUCGUGGCGCUGCUCACAAACUGCCGACAGGUAGUUCCCUUUUCCGGGACUACUUUCCUUAAAGGGUUUUCUGCGAUGUUGGCAGCCGUCAAGAUCGUCGGCGACACGGUACUUUGGCACCUAUGUUACGACCCAAAAGGCAAAUAUCUAUCAUACGAGGAUUCUCGUAUUGAUCGUUCUAAGGUGCAUGAGGACUCGCCACAAAUUCCCCUUACUGUUAUACAGCACAAACAUGAUAUUGUUGGCUGGACAGACAAAGUUCAAAACCUGGCAGGCAAGUUCCGUUCUCGCGUCGCCAAUUACGAAAUCAAACGCACCCGUCUUCCUCCUCCCGACUCUUCAUGCAUUUUUGAAAAAAUCAAUAUUGUCGGCUCCUUCGUUCCAUUCAUCACCCCGGAAGCCACGGUUGCGGUUGGCGUAAAAGACAAACCGCUUCAUUUUGGAUUCAACGGUCCCAACUCCAAUUAUACAGGGUUGUUAACAGCCUUGGAAACACAAAACUUCGUCUUGUAUGAUACCGCGGAAAGACGAGCAUGGCUUGUCAAUGGCCUCAGCACAGUGUUGCAUCUGCUUCGAACCUACCUACUUUUUUUAUCUGAUAGCCGCGGGGCACGCUUCUUCAACAAAAACAUCAAAAACAUCGCAGAGCAAAUAGAGGAGGCUCAGGAUCCUACCGUAGCCUACACAGGGGUAGUGGCAGCAUGGGCCGUACUUGCUAAUGAAAAGAAUCAGAAUCUUGCCCUUUUCUCCAACUCGACCAAACGCUCGGAAGAAAAAACCACAACCCUGAGUGCGAUGUCCCAGGUUAGUGUUACUGUAAUUAAGGAAACAGAUUCAAACUUCAUCCUCGGCGAGCGUGUGGAGCAGCUCGCUCUUCUUUUAUUACAGAUUGUGGCAUACCACAAAGAUCGUCACGUCCAAUCAGGGAUCCGUUUCCGGCCCAAAAAAGGGCUGCGGCAUCAACUCGAAGGAUUUGACUUCCGGGAUGUUGCAACUAAACAAGACACCAUAAGCCCCAAGGUUGCGACUUUGAAAUGCAGGGGAUGGACCGACUUUGCCAAUACCAUUCAUGCAGUGCCUCUUUUUGGCGUCGGAUUUGGCGAGCUGUUGAAGCCAGUGACAACAGAGGGCUCGGCGGCGUGCUGCAUCUCAACCAAGUCCGUCCCUGCAGGAAGUGACUUUCUCGCUGCCUACGGAGCUGAUCUCCACGCUCUUAGGAAGGAAUUGGAGAUGGAACCGCAGGAAAAUCCAUGGGAGAUUGCAGUAGACACAUAUUGGCAUUCGCCAGAGGGCGUGGCUUUCACCUCUUGUGUUUGCAAAAAUCAAACGACACAAAUGCAUGCAAACCAGCGCACCGCAAUCACAUCAGGAAUAAUCAAGGGGAUGGACGUUGCUAUCAACGGUCUCUUCCGUCGCCGGGCAAACAACCCUGCCGACCGAGCACAAGUCCUCCUGCCGGCCACCUUCAAGCGUUUGUUCACUCCAGGUCUGACAAGUCCAUCUCACAUUGUGCUCACCGGCGCAGUCAUCUUUGGGCAUAGUUGGAAGUUUCCACUCCGAUGGGAACGCCAAAGGGACUCCCCACCAAAUUAUGGCGAGCCAGACUUCGCCGAUGAGGAUGAUGGCCUGGAGAUAGCAGCCACUCUGGUGGACAGAGGGAUCGGGGCGGGCGUCAGCUCUUCUUCGAGCGCCGACUUAUUGUCUCCCGACGGUAGCAGCAUCGGAGGCAACGCGAGCUCUUCUCCCUCGUCAGCGCCCACCUCACUGUACUCAAUGAAACAAAAUCCAAUUUUUUCCGUGGAUGGGAAUUCGUAUCCUUCGAGUACGAUUUCAUCGGCUGGUCAAAGAGCCGACCCGGUAUCGUCGCCGAAGCGAUCGCUUGGUGAGUCUCAGACAGGAGACGCGGAAAACGAGGUUGCCGACUCUCGGAAACUUCGGCGGGUCAGCCGCGGACUUGGACGAAAAGAUCCAGAUGCGCCGGAGUCCGAAUGAAAAGGUAUGUUUCCUAUUGUCCUGUGGUUUUUUGCGGCGGACUUUAUUGGCCAUUCAAGCCAUGUGGUUGCAUGAUCGACACGGGAGCUGUUACAAAAGGGUUGGGGGUUAUCGUCAUGAAGAUUAACAGCAUUCCUUGAGUACGACUCUCAUAGGCAGUCUUGAUAGAGCUUUAUAUCGUAUUCGCAAUAACACCGACCCGCAAUGUUACUUAGUGUAUGCUGAGGUGGUGAUAUCACGGAAAUCAGUAGACUUUCGCAGGCGCAGUUUACCCCUCACACAUGAAAAACCUCAGCUCGUAGUAACCACAUGCUUCGUAGAAAAAGUUACAACUUUUGCCAGCAUCAUCUUUGACUAUGCCGGUCGGGCAGAUUGAUUCACAAAAUAGAACUAUACCAUGGUCUUGUUGUAUUCAAGAGGG